UUCACUGGAAUUUACACGUUUGAGUCACUCAUAAAAAUCAUUGCAAGGGGCUUUUGCUUAGAAGAUUUUACUUUUCUUCGAGAUCCAUGGAACUGGCUUGAUUUCACUGUCAUUACUUUUGCAUAUGUGACAGAGUUUGUGGACCUGGGCAAUGUCUCAGCGUUGAGAACAUUCAGAGUUCUCCGAGCUUUGAAAACAAUAUCAGUCAUUCCAGGCUUGAAGACUAUCGUGGGGGCCCUAAUUCAAUCUGUGAAGAAGCUCUCGGACGUUAUGAUCCUGACUGUGUUUUGUCUGAGUGUAUUUGCACUAAUAGGGCUGCAGCUGUUCAUGGGCAACUUGAGGAAUAAAUGCCUGCAGUGGCCUCCAGACAAUUUUACUCUAGAAACAAAUAUUACUUCCCAACUUAACAGCACCAUAGGUGAAAAUGGUACAUUGAUUAAUUCAACAGUGACUCCAUUUGACUGGAAGGGGUACAUUGAAGAUGAAAGUCAUUUUUAUUUUCUGGAAGGGCAAGCUGAUGCUCUGCUUUGUGGAAAUAGUUCUGAUGCUGGGCAGUGCCCAGAAGGAUAUACGUGCGUAAAAGCUGGUAGAAACCCCAAUUAUGGCUACACAAGUUUUGACACCUUCAGCUGGGCUUUCUUGUCACUAUUUCGCUUGAUGACUCAAGACUUCUGGGAAAACCUCUAUCAAUUGACACUGCGUGCUGCUGGGAAAACAUACAUGAUAUUUUUUGUUUUGGUGAUUUUUCUGGGCUCUUUCUACCUGAUCAACUUGAUCCUGGCUGUGGUGGCCAUGGCCUAUGAAGAACAGAAUCAAGCAACCAUGGAAGAAGCAGAACAGAAAGAGGCAGAAUUUCAACAGAUGCUGGAACAACUGAAGAAGCAACAAGAAGCAGCUCAGGCGGCAGCGGUGGCAGCAGCAGCAGUAACAGCAUCUGCAGAGUCCAGGGAGCCCAGUGCUGGGGGAGAAGCAGGGGGCGUCUCAGAAAGUUCCUCAGAGGCAUCAAAAUUGAGCUCAAAGAGUGCAAAAGAGAGGAGAAAUAGAAGGAAAAAAAGAAAACAGAAAGAACAGUCUGGAGGAGAGGAAAAAGAUGAAGAUGAAUUUCACAAGUCUGAAUCAGAAGACAGCAUCAGAAGGAAAGGUUUCCGAUUAUCUAUUGAAGGCAAUAGACUGACAUACGAAAAGAAGUAUUCUUCUCCACAUCAGUCUUUGCUGAGCAUUCGCGGCUCCCUGUUUUCGCCAAGGCGCAACAGCAGAACAAGUCUUUUCAGCUUCAGAGGUCGAGCAAAGGAUGUAGGAUCAGAAAAUGACUUUGCUGAUGAUGAGCACAGCACUUUUGAAGACAAUGAUAGCAGAAGAGAUUCUCUCUUUGUGCCGCGCAGACACGGUGAACGGCGCAACAGUAACAUUAGUCAGGCCAGUAGGUCAUCCAGGAUGCUGGCGGUGUUUCCAGUGAAUGGGAAGAUGCACAGCACCGUGGAUUGCAAUGGGGUGGUUUCCCUGGUUGGUGGACCAUCUGUUCCUACAUCGCCUGUUGGACAGCUUCUGCCAGAGGUGAUAAUAGAUAAACCAGCUACUGAUGACAAUGGCACUGCUACAGAAACAGAAAUGAGGAAGAGAUUAUCAAGCUCUUUCCACGUUUCUAUGGACUUCCUGGAAGAUCCAGCUUUAAGGGAAAGAGCCAUGAGUAUUGCUAGCAUCCUCACAAACACUGUGGAAGAACUCGAAGAAUCAAGACAGAAAUGCCCACCGUGUUGGUAUAAAUUUGCAAAUAUUUUCUUGAUCUGGGACUGCAGUCCACAUUGGUUAAAAGUAAAACAUAUCGUCAACUUAGUGGUAAUGGACCCAUUUGUUGACCUGGCUAUUACAAUUUGCAUUGUUUUAAAUACACUGUUUAUGGCUAUGGAGCAUUAUCCAAUGACCGAUGAAUUCAAUAAUGUACUUGCAGUUGGAAAUCUGGUCUUCACUGGAAUCUUCACAGCAGAAAUGUUUCUCAAGAUAAUUGCGAUGGAUCCUUACUAUUAUUUCCAGGAAGGCUGGAAUAUUUUUGAUGGGUUUAUUGUAACCCUUAGCUUGGUUGAGCUUGGUCUUGCAGAUGUGGAAGGACUCUCAGUUCUUCGAUCAUUCAGAUUGUUACGAGUUUUCAAAUUAGCAAAAUCUUGGCCAACACUAAAUAUGCUGAUAAAAAUUAUUGGUAACUCUGUGGGAGCUCUGGGUAAUCUAACCCUGGUACUGGCCAUCAUUGUCUUCAUUUUCGCUGUGGUUGGGAUGCAGCUGUUUGGGAAAAACUACAAGGAAUGCGUCUGCAAAAUCGCAAGUGACUGUGAACUUCCACGCUGGCACAUGCAAGAUUUUUUUCACUCUUUUUUGAUUGUAUUUCGAGUGUUGUGUGGAGAAUGGAUAGAAACAAUGUGGGACUGCAUGGAGGUUGCUGGCCAAGCCAUGUGCCUUACGGUCUUCAUGAUGGUCAUGGUGAUUGGAAACCUAGUGGUACUGAACCUAUUUUUGGCCUUGCUUUUGAGCUCAUUUAGUGCAGACAACCUUGCCGUGACAGAUGAUGACAAUGAAAUGAAUAAUCUCCAAAUUGCUGUAGCAAGAAUGCAGAAGGGCAUAGAUUAUGUGAAAAGGAAAGCACGGGAGUUCAUCCAAAAAGCUUUUGUUAAAAAACAAAAAGCUUUAGAUGAAAUCAAACCGCUUGAAGACCUGAACAACAAAAAUAGCUGUAUUUCUAACCAUACAACCGUGGAACUAAGCAAGGACCAUGACUAUAUUAAAGAUGCGAAUGGAACAACUAGUGGCAUAGGAACAGGUAGCAGUGUGGAAAAAUACAUAAUUGACGAAAGUGAUUACAUGUCAUUCAUAAACAAUCCAAGCCUCACUGUGACAGUGCCCAUUGCUGUGGGUGAAUCCGACUUUGAAAAUCUAAACACAGAGGAAUUUAGUAGUGAAUCAGACCUGGAAGAAAGCAAAGAGAAGUUAGAUUUGUCUAGUUCAUCCGAAGGCAGCACAGUCGAUAUUGGACUUCCUGCAGAAGAGCAACCAGAGGCUGAACCUGAAGAAGCCCAGGAGCCAGAAGCCUGCUUCACAGAAGGCUGUGUACGAAGGUUCAAGUGCUGCCAAGUAAGCAUAGAAGAAGGGAGAGGAAAGCAGUGGUGGAACCUUAGAAAAACCUGCUUCAAGAUUGUCGAACACAACUGGUUUGAGACUUUCAUUGUCUUUAUGAUUCUCCUCAGUAGUGGAGCUCUGGCUUUUGAAGACAUCUAUAUUGAACAGCGUAAAACUAUCAAGACCAUGCUGGAAUAUGCUGACAAGGUCUUCACUUAUAUCUUCAUUCUGGAAAUGCUGCUAAAAUGGGUGGCCUAUGGCUAUCAAACAUACUUUACUAAUGCCUGGUGCUGGCUGGACUUCCUGAUUGUUGAUGUCUCUUUGGUUAGCUUAACAGCAAAUGCAUUGGGUUACUCUGAACUUGGUGCCAUUAAGUCCCUUAGGACACUAAGAGCUUUGAGACCACUAAGAGCUUUGUCACGAUUUGAAGGCAUGAGGGUGGUUGUGAAUGCCCUUUUAGGAGCAAUUCCAUCCAUCAUGAACGUGCUUCUCGUUUGUCUUAUAUUCUGGCUAAUUUUCAGCAUCAUGGGAGUAAAUCUGUUUGCUGGGAAGUUCUACUACUGUGUUAACACCACAACUGAUGAAAGGUUUGAAGUCGAACAAAUCAACAAUUUUAGUCAGUGCGAGGAACUCAUAAAAAACAAUCAAAGUGCCCGGUGGAAAAACGUGAAAGUAAACUUUGAUAAUGUAGGAUUUGGGUAUCUUUCUUUACUUCAAGUAGCUACAUUUAAAGGCUGGAUGGAUAUUAUGUAUGCAGCUAUUGACUCAAGAGAGGUAUUACAGCAACCCAAGUAUGAAGACAAUCUGUACAUGUAUUUGUAUUUUGUCAUCUUUAUCAUUUUUGGGUCUUUUUUCACCCUGAACCUGUUCAUUGGUGUAAUUAUUGAUAACUUCAAUCAACAAAAAAAGAAGUUUGGAGGUCAAGACAUAUUUAUGACAGAAGAGCAGAAGAAAUACUACAAUGCAAUGAAAAAGCUGGGAUCAAAAAAACCACAAAAACCUAUACCAAGACCAGGGAACAAAUUCCAAGGCAUGGUCUUUGAUUUUGUGACACAGCAAGUAUUUGACAUCAGCAUCAUGAUUCUUAUUUGUCUUAACAUGGUUACCAUGAUGGUAGAAACUGAUGAUCAGAGUAAAGAAAUGGAAACUAUUUUAUACUGGAUAAACCUGGUGUUCAUUGUCCUUUUCACUGGAGAAUGUGUCCUGAAAUUAAUUUCACUUCGGCAUUACUAUUUCACUAUAGGCUGGAAUAUUUUUGAUUUUGUGGUUGUCAUUCUCUCAAUAGUAGGUAUGUUUUUAGCCGAGAUGAUUGAGAAAUAUUUUGUAUCCCCCACACUGUUCAGAGUCAUCCGACUUGCCAGAAUCGGCCGAAUCCUGCGCCUCAUUAAAGGCGCUAAGGGAAUCCGCACUCUGCUUUUUGCUCUGAUGAUGUCUCUUCCCGCUUUGUUCAACAUCGGCCUGUUGCUGUUCCUGGUCAUGUUUAUCUAUGCGAUAUUUGGCAUCCCCAACUUCGCCUAUGUUAAGAGGAAAGCCGGUAUAGAUGACAUGUUCAACUUUGAAACGUUUGGCAACAGCAUGAUCUGCCUGUUUCAGAUUACCACGUCUGCUGGCUGGGAUGGUUUGCUCGCCCCAAUUCUUAACAGUGGGGAGCCAGACUGUGACCCUAACAAAGCUCAUCCAGGGAGUUCUGUGAAAGGUGACUGUGGCAACCCUUCCGUUGGGAUUUUCUUCUUUGUCAGCUACAUUAUCAUAUCAUUUCUGGUAGUGGUGAACAUGUACAUCGCUGUGAUUCUGGAGAACUUUGGUGUUGCUACUGAAGAAAGCGCUGAACCCUUGAGCGAGGAUGACUUUGAGAUGUUCUAUGAAGUCUGGGAGAAGUUUGAUCCCGAUGCAACACAAUUCAUGGAAUUUGAGAAAUUGUCUGAUUUUGCAGCAGCACUUGAGCCUCCUCUUCAUCUACCCAAACCAAACAAAGUCCAGCUUAUUGCAAUGGAUCUGCCCAUGGUAAGUGGUGACAGAAUUCACUGCCUUGACAUCUUGUUUGCUUUCACAAAGCGUGUUUUGGGGGAAAGUGGGGAGAUGGAUGCCCUCAGAAUACAGAUGGAAGAUCGGUUUAUGGCAUCCAAUCCUUCAAAAGCUUCCUAUGAACCAAUUACAACCACAUUAAAAAGAAAACAGGAAGAAGUAUCUGCUGUCAUUAUUCAACGGGCUUAUAGACGUCACCUUUUAAAACGAACAGUAAAACAAGCUUCCUUUAUCUAUAACAAAAACAAAACUGAAGGAGGGGCUGGUCAGGGUAUGAAAGAUGAAAUCCUUAUUGACAAGUUAAAUGAAAACUCAUUUACAGAGAAAACCGAUAUAACCGCAUCAACAGCAGUUUGUCCCCCUUCUUAUGAUCGUGUAACAAGGUCAGUCAAAGAAAAGCAUGAAAAGGAAGAUAAAGAUGUUCAGAAAUAAAAGCAAAUAGCAAGCAAAAUCAUCUAUGUGCAAAAUAGUUCAUAGCCUGUAAGGUCAUGUGUUUGUGUCACCAGGACUCCUGUUGGAGGUCUAUGCCAAACUGACAAUUUUUACAAACAUACUGUACAUUAAAGGUCAGUGCCUAUUAAAAGACAGUGACCCCUCGUCAGUGACUGUGACUGUGAUAGGAGGAAACAACCUUGACAGGAGGUUACUGUUCUCACUACCAGCUGACACUGCUGAAGAGGAGAGAAAAAAUGGCUACUCAGACUGUAGGGACCAGGUAAAGGGGUGCAAACCAAUUGUGUGUUUAGCAUAAAACAAUGCGGUAACUGUAUCCACUGUUUGCAUUUCAACUGCCACGUAUAUCAUAUUUUUACAAAAUCUGUGUUGGUGGAUUCAUCUUAUUUUUAUUCAUAUGUUGUUUAUUAUAUGUGACUAUUUUUGUAAAUGGGGCUUCCAUUGGGGAAGGGGAUGAAGUACACCUUCACAGGUACAAGGGCCAGGUGUUCUAUUAUACGACUAAUAUACACACAGAAAUGAUUUGCAUGAAGGCAUGCUGCACUUAUAGACCAUGCAUGAAAAUAACAUUAAGUCACAAAGAACAACAGAUUUUUUUUAGCACAGUGUUUCUGGAAAGGAAUAACAGGUUUUGAGGUGCUCAAUUAACGUAUUCAUGUUGUAUCACAUCCAAACAAGUCUUGGUAUACCUGUAAAGUCCCCUAUAACUCACAAGAACAGUAGAA
This is a messenger RNA of Tauraco erythrolophus (red-crested turaco), 6308 nucleotides long. The record is from RefSeq and is a predicted model, not a curated record. NCBI's taxonomy places the organism in Eukaryota, Metazoa, Chordata, Aves, Musophagiformes, Musophagidae.